AUGAGUGGUAAGGUUGACAUUGAGCAUAUUUCGCCAUAUGCAACCAACAUUAGUGACUCUGUAGACCAUGACAGAGAAGAAGAAGAACUUUUCAACAAAGGGCCAGACCUUUCAUUCAAAUCCAUCUCCCAUUACUUUGCCACAAGAUUCUCUACUUUAAUCGACUUGCCCAUACAUCAUACUAACAAAAGAUGGUAUGAAGUCGUUAACCCUUUACCAGGCUUAAGGGAAAUGACAUUGAGUGAUUGGAAUUUCUAUUUCUUGGGGUACUUUAGUUGGGUAUUGGACUCCCUUGAUUUCUUUGCUGUCUCGGUCUCGGCUCCAGAAAUUGCAGCUACUUUGAAUGUCAAUGUCACCCAAAUCACCUGGGGUAUGACAUUGGUCUUGAUGUUGAGAUCUGUUGGUGCCGUGAUAUUUGGUCUUGCUGCAGAUAAGUUUGGUAGGAAAUGGACAUAUAUCACAAUUGUCACAUGCUUUAUCUUUGUUGAGAUUGGUACCGGUUUUGUCAAAACUUUGGAACAAUUCCUCGGUGUGAGAGCUGUUUUUGGUAUUCUUAUGGGCGCUAUGGCACCAAUCAGUAUGGUUACCAGUUUGGAAAAUCAACCAACUCGUGCUAGAUCCAUAUUGUCUGGUUUCUACUUACCGGGCUAUUCAUUUGGUUAUAUUCUUGCAAUGGUAUUCUACAGAGCUUUUAUCAACACCUACAAGCCAGGUGAAGGAUGGAGAUCUUUGUUUUGGUUUAGCGCUGGUUUGAGUGUUAUUCUUAUUGUAUGGAGACUAAUUGUGCCCGAGUCACCGGAUUUUAUUGCUAUGCAGGAAAAAAAGAAGAGAUUCCGUGCUAAGCAUGGUAACCGUUGGAUUGAUCCCAGUUUGAUCAAGACAUUGAAGACAGAGUGGUUGUUGCUCAUUUAUUUGGUUUUGCUUUACGCUGGCUGGAACUUUACCACCCACGGAUCACAAGAUUUGUAUGUCACCAUGUUGACAAAACAAUUUGAAGUUGGUUGGAAUAUGAGAACCGUUAUUGUGGUUGUGAGUAAUCUUGGUGCUAUGCUCGGAGGAACCGUAAUGGGCUCGGUUUCUGAAUUAUUGGGUAGAAGACUCACUGUUAUCAUUUGCUCCCUUUGGUGUGCCGCAUUUAUUUACCCAUCAUUUUUCCACGCUGAUACGAGAUGGUGGGCAUAUGUUCUUUUGAGUGCAGGUGUUAUGGGAUCAUGGGGUAUAUCUAGUGUCUAUUUAUUAGAGGUUGUCAAUAAGGCACAUAGAACAUUGAUCUCAGGUUUAUCUUACCAAUUGGGUAAUUUGGCAAGUUCGGCAAGUUCAACAAUUGAGGCUCGUCUUGGAGAAAGGUUUCCAAUUGAAGGAGGUGCGCCAGGAAUGUACGAUUAUGGAAAAGUGAUGUGCAUAUUUUGUGGUUGUGUUUUUGCCUACAUGAUUAUAUGCAUCUUCUUGGGUCCCGAGAAAUUUCACAAUAAUAUCAAUGCUAGGGAUGAAGAAGAAUAUGAUAAUGAUGAUAAUGGUGAGGAGGGGCAAAUGGCAGGUGCUGGUCAUGUGACGGAGCGGGGCUCUGUUGGGGAUUCAUUUGAGAAUAAGAAAUGA
Messenger RNA from Lodderomyces elongisporus, 1596 nucleotides. It is a transcript of the gene JEN1, whose product is annotated as Jen1p. Gene Ontology annotation, biological process: plasma membrane lactate transport. The record is from RefSeq and is a predicted model, not a curated record. Gene Ontology annotation, cellular component: membrane. The coding region runs from base 1 to 1596 and encodes 531 amino acids. Gene Ontology annotation, molecular function: secondary active monocarboxylate transmembrane transporter activity. NCBI's taxonomy places the organism in Eukaryota, Fungi, Ascomycota, Pichiomycetes, Serinales, Debaryomycetaceae. The transcript has a single exon.